UUUACCACUGUGAGGUGCUGUGAACCUGCACUGUGUGGCUGUAGCUCAGUCUCCCCAACUUUCUUCCAGGGUGAACCCAUCAGAGUCCUGGUGACCGGAGCUGCCGGGCAGAUUGCUUACUCCCUGCUCUACAGCAUCGCCAAGGGAGAUGUCUUUGGCAAAGAGCAGCCUCUUGUACUUGUGCUGCUGGAUAUCACCCCUAUGAUGACUGUUUUGGAAGGCGUAGUGAUGGAGCUGCAAGACUGUGCCCUGCCACUGCUGAGAGAGGUCAUUCCAACAGACAAGGAGGAAGUUGCAUUCAAGGACCUUGACAUAGCAAUUCUGGUUGGCUCCAUGCCAAGGAGAGAAGGCAUGGAGAGGAAAGAUUUACUCAAAGCAAAUGUGAAAAUUUUCAAGUCUCAGGGUGCAGCUUUGGACAAAUAUGCCAAAAAGACUGUCAAGGUGGUGGUAGUUGGGAAUCCAGCAAAUACUAACUGUUUGAUUGCAUCAAAGUCAGCCCCGUCGAUACCAAAGGAAAACUUCAGCUGCUUGACUCGCUUGGAUCACAACAGAGCUAAAUCUCAGAUUGCUCUGAAGCUUGGUGUGACUUCUAACGAUGUGAAGAAUGUCAUCAUCUGGGGCAACCACUCCUCCACUCAAUAUCCAGAUGUUAACCAUGCAAAGGUGAAUGUGAAAGGAAAGGAAGUUGGAGUUUAUGAAGCUAUAAAAGAUGACAGCUGGCUGAAGGGAGACUUUAUCCUGACUGUUCAGCAACGUGGAGCAGCUGUUAUUAAGGCUAGGAAGCUGUCCAGUGCAAUGUCAGCUGCCAAAGCAAUCUGUGAUCAUGUGAGAGACAUCUGGUUUGGCACUCCAGCGGGAGAAUUUGUUUCCAUGGGAGUCAUUUCUGAUGGCAAUUCUUAUGGUGUUCCUGAAGACUUGCUAUAUUCAUUCCCUGUUGUGAUCAAGGACAAGACCUGGAAGUUUGUUGAGGGUCUUCCUAUUAAUGACUUUUCUCGUGAGAAGAUGGAUCUGACUGCUAAGGAGUUAACUGAAGAGAAGGAGACAGCUGUGGAAUUCCUCUCCAGUGCAUGACUAGAUGAUCCAGAAAUGCAAAGCCAUUUGAGAGUGGAAGAAUCUAAAAGUCGUCUCUAAGUGUGCAACCAACCACCAUUACUGUAUUCAAGUCAACUGUCUGUGGCAAUUGUGCAUUUUGAAGUUCAUAUGCUUACUGGUACUACUGGGCCUAUUGAGUUAUUAGCAGAAAGAUUAUUAAAUAAGUAGUUUGUUGACCAAACUUUAUCUGUUGAAUACUAGUUGCUUUCUGUGUAUGAUACAGAAUAAUUGCAUAAUUGUUUGCCUAUGCCUUGGCUACUAACGCACAAUUUCAGUUUUGAUUAGAAUUUGGCACUGUUGGAACACGUCCUGAUCUGUUAUCACUUCAACAUCCAGUGGUUUGGCUGAGAAGGAAAUUAAAAUGCCAGUAGUUCUCCUUGAACUAGCCGUUCAGUGACUCCGGUCUAUCCGUGGAUAGGCUCCAGAUAUAUGCUGUUCACUCUGGUCUUGCUUACAAUGUUUAUCAAUAGAAAUAUUAAAAGAUGCUUGAUCACAAAAUG
Meleagris gallopavo (turkey) is the source of this 1592-nucleotide messenger RNA. Lineage: Eukaryota; Metazoa; Chordata; Aves; Galliformes; Phasianidae. The record is from RefSeq and is a predicted model, not a curated record.